UGGUCUCCCCGGACCCUGCAUCCACUAUAUCUGGUCUCCACGGACCCUGCAUUCACUAUAUCUGGUCUCCCCGGACCCUGCAUCCACUAUAUCCGGUCUCCCCGGACCCUAUAUUCACUAUAUCCAGUCUCCCCAGACCCUGCAUUCACUAUAUCCGGUCUCCCCGGACCCUGCAUUCACUAUAUCCGGUCUCCCCAGACCCAGCAUUCACUAUAUCUGGUCUCCCACAGUACACAGAACAUAGAAAUGCACUCUCCCAAGAAAACAAAAAAAACUAUCAAUACACACCAAACUGAGCAUGUGCAAAUGCCUACGGUGCACCCUGGAGAUAAG
Molecule: messenger RNA, 333 nt
Organism: Staurois parvus
Lineage: Eukaryota; Metazoa; Chordata; Amphibia; Anura; Ranidae
Source: the annotation of a GenBank genome assembly